Molecule: messenger RNA, 5024 nt
Organism: Leguminivora glycinivorella
Lineage: Eukaryota; Metazoa; Arthropoda; Insecta; Lepidoptera; Tortricidae
Product: unextended protein-like
Exons: 16
Coding region: 27-2846 (939 amino acids)
Biological process (GO): transport; magnesium ion homeostasis
Cellular component (GO): plasma membrane
Molecular function (GO): transmembrane transporter activity
Source: RefSeq, a predicted model, not a curated record
AUUCGGCCAGUGGCGCUCGCGACGUGAUGGCGUGUCUAACAUUAUUACGGACUAGUGGUUUAUUUUUAUUGUUAUUCUUAAUAACAAACGCCUAUGCAGUGUUCCAACCUUGGAUAUUCGCAGUGAGUGUGAACAAAAGCAGGUGUGCCGAUGAAAAAUGUGUUCUAAAUUUGAAUUUGGAAGUUUCGAACGUGGAAUCGUGGUCGUUAACCCGAGAGCCGGCGGUUCGCGGUGCGCUCUGCAAUCCUACCAUCACCAAGGAUGUUCUAGACACUGAAUUAAUUGUUCAGAAGAAUGAUAGAAUGUUUUUCUGCGCCAAAGUAGGCGAGCAGUGGCUUCACCAAGGAGUCGAUUUAUAUUUGGACGGUGACGUCAUAGGAAUCAGCAAACAGCUGGAAAACCUGGAACUCCUCGAUGACGUCGCCGACGUCGAAAACAACGUGAGUGACGUCGACGGUCUGCGGAAUGACGUCGACGUCAACAGGAACCGUGACGCAGUGAGUGACGUCGUGGUUGAGACGUGGGCGUAUCUGCCGAACAAGCUGGUGGUUAGUGCGGUAUCAGAACCCAGUACUGAAUUGAACUCGGAAUGGGGCGAAUUCCAAAACACAGAAGAAUACCUCUCAAGACCAAAACGUGACGCAAACUCUUCAGACACCAGCCUCGGCCCUAAAAAUGCAACCACCGUUAUCAAUGAUAUCAAACUUAUAGGGUUUAGAAUUGAAGAGUCAGAGAAAGAACCAAAAAUAGUGGAUGAAAUGAUACCUAGUGUAUUAAGGAAUACUAAUUUUAACCUGAGGUUGUUCGGGGAGAAGUUUGUCAAAGGUAUGGAGAUCGCGUUCACUCAUACCAAGUCGGCGUAUGGAGACGAGUGUGUGCAUUUGUUAGAUGAGACGUAUAAGGUAGAAGUUAACUCAGAAGAAGACGCCUUCAUAUCUCUAGUCGCGCCCUACCCUGCCGACACACCUGAAGGCCACAAAUUCUACUUCUGCAUCAGAGACUCCCCAUCAGGCCGGUUCAAACACCAAGGCAAUGAUACCUGGAAGAUACUUGGCACCCAUCACAAACUUCUACCUCUUUGGGCUUCGAUAAUCUUGAUUAUAAUCUUACUGUUAUUAGCGUCGCUCUUUUCUGGAUUGAAUUUAGGUCUGAUGGCCUUAGAUAGAACAGAGUUGAAGAUCAUAGCUAACACAGGAACGGAGAAAGAAAGGAAAUAUGCAAGAGCGAUCAUGCCCGUCCGAGCUCAUGGAAACUAUCUCCUCUGUACGAUUUUACUGAGUAAUGUAGCUGUGAACAGUACGUUUACUGUUAUAUUGGAUGAUCUGACGUCUGGUUUGGUUGCUGUGAUAGGUUCUACGUUGGCUAUUGUGUUUAUAGCUGAGAUUACACCGCAGGCUGUGUGCGCUAGACAUGGAUUGUUUGUUGGUGCUAAGAGCAUUUGGAUUAUGAAGAUCGUGAUGGGUAUCUGUGCCCCGUUAGCUUGGCCGACGAGUAAACUCUUGGACUACUUCCUAGGCGAAGAGAUAGGAACACAUUAUAACAGGGAAAGGCUAAAGGAGCUGGUCAAGGUGACGAAUCACGUGAAUGACCUCGACAAGGAAGAGGUGAACAUUAUCUCAGGAGCCCUGGACCUGAGGAAGAAGAAGGUUCAAGAUGUGAUGACCAAGCUGGACGACUGCUUCAUGCUACCUAUCACCAGCGUGUUGGACUUUGAGACUAUGUCCGAAAUUGUCAAGUCAGGCUAUUCCCGUAUCCCAGUGUACGAAGGUUACCGCGGCAACAUCGUGACCGUCCUCUUCAUCAAGGACCUGGCCUUCGUGGACCCUGACGACAACACGCCGCUGCGCACCCUCGCGCAGUACUACCAGAACCCUUGCAACUUCGUCUUCGAGGAUGUCACCUUGGACGUCAUGCUGAAACAGUUCAAAGAAGGACACAAGGGCCACAUGGCGUUCGUCCAACGCAUAGACCGGUCUGGGGACGGAGACCCGGUCUACCAGACCGUAGGUCUCGUGACGCUGGAAGACGUCAUUGAAGAGAUGAUACAAGCCGAGAUAGUUGACGAGAGUGACGUUAUCACUGACAACCGCACCAAGAAGCGUCUAGCUCGCCCGUUGAAUCGCUUCCAAGAUUUAGCUGCUUUUGCCGGCCACCAACCGCACAGAGUCCAUGUGUCACCACAGUUGGUGCUUGCCACUUUCCAGUUCCUAUCCACUAGUGUGGAUCCCUUCCGUCCAGAGAUGAUCUCGGAGACGGUACUCCGAAGAUUGCUGAAGCAGGACGUUGUGAAGCAUAUCAAGUUACGAGGAGACGAGGACAGGAAUGACCCGAAGGCUUAUGUCUUCCAAGAGGGCAGACCGGUGGACUACUUCGUUUUGAUCCUGGAAGGCCGAGUGGAGGUGACAGUGGGUCGCGAAAACCUUGUGUUCGAAGCUGGACCGUUUACAUACUUCGGUAUCCAGGCGCUGACGCAGAACAUCGGAGUCGCUGAGCCCCAAUCUCCAUCGGCCCUGGGUUCCCUCCAGAAUCUGAACAUGGACAGCAUGCUGCGUCACACCUUCGUCCCUGACUACUCUGUCCGAGCCAUAGCUGACGUCUACUAUCUGACGAUUAAACGUUCGAUGUACCUGGCAGCGAAGCGCGCCACCCUGAUGGAAAAGGGUGCGCUCACGAAGGGCAACACCAACGAACAGAUCGAGCCAGAAGUUGACAAGUUACUUCGUGAUGAGGGUAGAAAUGAGUCUCUCCGGGAAACUGACGCACCACCUCAACCUCAGGAGACUUCCGCCGCCAGCCCUACGAUCAACUCAACCAAAAGGAAAACCCAGAGGAGGAGGCAUUACUAAAGAAAUAGACGUCGCGACCGACCUCAAUCUAACAAGCAGAAAUAUUAGCUCAGAUUCUAAUAGUUUUAUAACACACAAGACAAUUUAUUUAAACAUUUAUUUAACAAGCAAAAUUUGCCUAACAUCUCUGUCAUGUAUUGAAAUCAUUAUUUCUGCGUGGGAUACCUGAAAAAGUGUGAAAAUGUCAUUAAAUACAUACUUCUAAUUUCUAUAAAAAUAUUGAUGUAAAAUUAAGAUAAUCUAAGCUGAUUUCUGCUUUAGUCGAGCCAACCAUUUCAGUCACAAGUACAUACACUGAGCAACAAAAACAAAUAUUGCGUCUAUGAUUUUUUUUCUGCUGACGUAAUUGUUCGCCAGACUAUGGGUGUAAAAUUGAGGUCGUCGCUAGCUACUGCUUAUGACUGGCAACCAUUCAUUGCGUCAAAAAAAUACUAACACAGCUCUCACUCUGGGGUUCACAUACAUGAGUAACGGACUCUACACACUGCGCUGAUAAUUGCAUGCGAUUUUCAUUACAAUUACACGUUCCAGCCUGCUAAAAAAGAGUAGAAAAUAAUAGGGGCGCCACUGUCUUUGUAAACCGUUUUGCAUGUGGCAACUAUUGAGACUUUUGUAUGAGAAAAAUAAGUGUUUCUAUAAUAAAAAAAAUGUUCCAUUUCUACUCUUUUUUGCCAAGAUGUAUAGCACAAGUUAGCUGCCAAUUAAUUAUCUGAAAUCGCAUGCGAUUUGUUGCAAAGUCUGUAUAGGCCUUAGGGGCAAUCGACAAAUGUAGAACGUAGUCUAUAGUAUCGAUUUAAUAGCAUUUGAAAUUUAACAAAAUAGUUUUUAGGUUAGAAUUAUUAUAACUGUACUUACUUUUUUAAUAUGGCAACACUUUCGCUACACUUUUUUUGGUGCAAUUUUUAUUUAGAAAAAAAACUAACAUAUCCUAAAAAUUGCUGAGCCAAUGCAGUAUUUUCAUGGUCGAAUGAAUUUUGCUUGUUUUGAAUAUAUUUAUUGAAUAUUCAUGGAUGAACAUUAAUUAAAUUUUGAGUUUUGUAUCAUCAAUACGUUAUAUUUUAAUCGUUACUACUUGUGUAGUUAACUUAAUAUUUUGAAAUGUGAAUAGUACAAACGGAAAUUUUGUUUUUAAUUUUUAUAAUUAUGUUGAAGCUAUACAAAUUAAAUAAUCAUGAAAUAUCUGACAUUAAUUCCUAAGUUCUUUUAAUAUGUUCGCGUAUUUUAACUCCUUGUCGAAUAAAAAAAAAUUGGCAAAGCGUGAAACGCUAAUAUGCUUGAAAAUGUUUUAAAAUAUGAUAAAAAAAUCUUAUGAUACUGCCUUAAUUGUAAGUAAAGUAACAAUUUUACAUAUUGCUUGACAUAGAAUAGAUAUUUUAUAAAAUGUUACUUUUUGUUUGUAGGAACAUAUAUUUUUCGGAGAUUAUUUAGAAAUUCUGUAUUAAAUUAAUUAUGUUUUAAUAACUAACUUAUUAAUCUUUGAUUUUUCUAUCUCAUUAAUUUUUAUUUAAUUUUACAAUUGCCUAUUUAAAUUAAUACAAAAACGUGCCGUGCUUUGAGUUUUUAAUGAAUUAUCAUAAAAUAAUACGAAUAAUGAAUUGCAGAUAAAUUUGUGUUCCUAUAAACAAUAAUAAAAUACUAUAUAAUUAAAAUACGUAGAAGAAUCGUAAGUGGGUGCAUGUAUUUUUUAUUUAUUACAUUUUUACAUUCAACCAAUAUUUUAUAAGGGCUUUUAAGACAUUUAUAUGUAUACGUACCGUAAAUGAGAUAUAUACGUGUUAACAUGUCUUUUAAAAUAAAAUAUUGUUCCAUUUAAAGUUCCAACUGCCAUUAUAGUGCCUUGAAAUAUUGAAAAUGAAAUAUGAAGUGAAAUUACAUUUAUUGUAAGAUUUUUGAACGAAUGUAUUGUUAAAAUGUAUAAAGUACUUACGUUACUAAAGUAGAUUAAAGAAAAAAUAUGGAAAUUUAGGUUAUGGAGGUAAGUAACCAUGACAGUAAUUUUUUGUAAUUUACAAAAAAUUUGGAGUUGAGUUUUUUUUUAAUCUCUAUUUAACAUUAUACGUGAUCUAAAUUUCCAUAUUUUAUGAAUUGUACUGUAGAUGUGUGAUCCGCAAUUAAAAUGAUCCUUAAAUAAGGUGCUGAAAUGUUCAAUAUGAAAAUAUAUCAGUUUUUGAAACUUGA